Molecule: messenger RNA, 1647 nt
Organism: Symbiodinium sp. CCMP2592
Lineage: Eukaryota; Dinophyceae; Suessiales; Symbiodiniaceae
Source: the annotation of a GenBank genome assembly
AUGCCCAGGGAGGUUCUUACCAUCCAGGUGGGCCAAUGCGGCAAUCAGAUCGGCUGCCGAUUCUGGGAUUUAGUCUUGCGCGAACAUGCUUUCGUGUCAAAGACAGCGGUCUAUGAUGCAGCUUUGUCUUCUUUCUUUCGAAAUGUGGAUACAAGACAUGCGAACUUGCCGAGCCUUCCCGUUGGAGAUCAGAUACGGACGUUGAAGGCCCGGUGUCUUCUGGUGGAUAUGGAGGAGGGUGUCGUAAACUCGCUCUUGACAGGGCCAUUGGCUGAGCUCUUUGAUGCCCGCCAGCGAAUUACUGAUGUUUCAGGUGCCGGAAACAAUUGGGCGCACGGCUACCAUGUCUACGGGCCAACCUAUCGUGAAAGCAUCGAAGAGAAAGUCAGAAAGGCUGCAGAGCAGUGCGACUCGUUGCAAUGCUUUCUACUGCUGCACUCUCUCGGUGGUGGCACCGGAAGCGGGUUGGGAACCUACAUCUUGGAGGCCCUGGAAGACUACAUGCCCGAGGUAUUCCGUUUCGUGUCCUGCGUUUGUCCAUCCAGAGAUGACGAUGUGGUGACAUCGCCCUACAACACGAUCCUUGCCAUGCGCCCACUCAUUGAAGCCGCUCACUGCGUACUGCCAACAUCGAACGAUGCUCUCGCUGGCAUCUGCAACCAGAUCUCCGCGCGCGAUGCUGGGGAAGAUGCUGCACAGGCCACUCUCAUCGACCUGCCACAAGAUGAGCGGCAAGGCGGUCGCCGCCCUCCGCGACCUGCCAGAACUUCGAGGACAGCUUCUGCACCUCCCCGGAAAAGGGACACGGAGUCGGUCGUGGAAGCAGCGAUGCUUCGCGAAGCUCCAGUGCCACGAUCUGCAGGGGAGAGGCGACCGCGUUCUGCGGGUGCCGAACGGCCCUUCGACAGAAUGAACUCUCUAGUCGCCCACCUGCUGAACAACCUGACGAGUUCGAUGCGAUUCGAGGGAUCUCUCAACCUGGAUUUGAACGAAAUCACCAUGAAUUUGGUGCCUUUUCCGCGAAUGCACUUCUUGCUGGCAUCGAUGAGCCCGCUGUACUUCGGCAAAGACCCUCGGCUGGUUUCGAGAGGCUUCCACCAGAUGUUCUCAGAUGUGGUCACCCAGGGCCAUCAGCUGAUGAAUGUCGAUCCCAGGGGUAGCACAUACAUGGCGCUGGCUUUUUUGGUUCGCGGUUCCGCAUCGAUUGCGGACGUGAAUCGCAACAUCGGUCAGCUCCGGAAAAAGCUGAAGCUCUUGCCAUUUAACGAAGAUGCCUUCAAGAUCGGCCUGUGCAAAGUCGCUCCUCGAGGACUUCCGUACUCGGUGCUUCAUUUGGGAAACACCUGUGCGGCGCACCAGAUGUUCAGUCACACAGUGAAAGACUUUUCACGGCUAUAUUCGCGAAAAGCGCAUGUGCACCACUAUACGAACUUCAUGGAGCGCGAGGAGUUUGACCAGGCCUUUGAAACCGUCAACUCGUUGAUUAAGGAUUACAUCCACUUGGACAUGCUGCAUGAAACUCCGACUUCAUGCUAUCCGGAAGCAGCUGCACACAACUCAGCCUCCAUGCUGCUGGCGCCAUCGUCUUUCGCUUCGGCGACAGGGCAGGGCCCGGCUGGACGCUUUGUUCCACGCCCUCUGAUAUGA